AUGGCGGCUUCCCUCGGCGCGGCGGGGAGGUGGAUCAUGCGUCUUCCACUGGAGGGGAUUCGCCACGCCCAGCAGAUUGACAGAUCCAGCCGUCUUUGGAAGCAACACUGUGGCUCAGAGUACGGUGCGUCGGUUAUCCGGCAGUACAAGGAGCACCUCUACGAUCUCAUCGCCGGCGGCCACCCCGACUCCGCGACCUUCUUGCGGAACCGGAGUCUGCUCAAGGAUCUCUCUACACAAAUCGAGCCUAGACCACAUGACCCUCUAUGGCGCAAGUUAAAAAGAAACAAGAAGGUGGCUCGUCAUGCUGCGUGGACGGGUAUUGUUCUUAUUUAUGCGCUCGGUUAUCGUGCCUUGGCUUCCGGUCCUGAAAUAGUAGAGUAUGAAGGAUAUCUUGUUACUGCCGAGAGUCUAGCCAUGAUACAAGGAUAUCAGCAGGCUGCUGAGAGAGUGCACAAGCAAGAUGGAUACCAGCCUAUUGCUACUGCUGAAUAG
Triticum turgidum subsp. durum (durum wheat) is the source of this 495-nucleotide messenger RNA. Lineage: Eukaryota; Viridiplantae; Streptophyta; Magnoliopsida; Poales; Poaceae. The record is from the annotation of a GenBank genome assembly.